CGUCGUUAAAUCUUAUAUUCUCUAUUUUUUUCUUGGCUUGUUUAAACUGCAGCAGGUUCAGACGAACACAUGCAUAAUUAUAUUACUUCCAUGAAAUUCUAAAAUACAUUUCGACUUUAUUUAGAACUACAUAAUUAGUUUUAGACUGAAAUAUUACACUGCUCGUGUGACGGUCACAAUGUUAGUGAGUAAUUGGAAAUGGUAAUUGGUAUGUAACGGCAUGUUAUACUAUACACUAUAUACAAUACGAAAAACGCGUUGUUGCCAUUUUAUCUUCAAGCUAUUUAUACCUAAUAAGUAGAAUGUGUUACAGUGAAAUAAGUGGUUUUUUUAAACUGGUGUAAUAUCGAGAGACACAAACUCAGAAAAUAAAUUUUUCUUUCUAAGCACACUAAACACUACUCUAAACAUCACUAAAAAAAAUUAUCCAAGUCGUCAUGUUGUCAAACUUUGUUAAUUUAAAAAUUUCAAAUAUUAGAUUACAUUCUAACAUUGUUUAUUGUAGGAGUGUAUGAAAUUAAGAAACUUCGGACAUUAUUUUAAAGUAGAGGUUACAAGUUUUAAUUUAAAAGAAUGAUUAUCAUCCUACGAUAAUCUGUUGUUGAGUAAUCAUCUUCUAAAUGUGGUCAAUUUUUGACAUAAAUUUCGUAAUAUUAUAAUUAUUUUUGACAGUUUAUGAGAGUAACUGUAUAUCUUGGUGUAAUAAGUAUAUACUGUGAUUAAAAAGGAAUUUAUAAAGUCGCAAUUACAUGCCGACUGAUCGAUGAUAGACUGAAAGAAGUUUAAAUUACACACCAUCUACAUACGAUGUACAUGUAUAAUAGUAUAUUGUCGCUAAAAACAGAUGGUUGGAAUAAAGAUCGCACAGCAUUUCACAGUUCACAGUAGUUGUGCCAAGCAUUUCGUACGGACAGUACAUUCAUAUGAUACAUGAAAUAUCACCGACGUAUACUUUGCUAUUCUUUUCUCAAGUGGACUAGUGUGGUUUAACGAAUUAUCGAAUUCACCGUACUAAUACACACAUUUGUUUAUCCUAUUUAAAACCUGGUCGAAGGAAGCAUGAAUUUUCAAGGCUUGAAUAGUUUAAAUAUUUUUAUGAACAAGUUUUCGGGAAAUUUUUUACCUGUCACAAACGAGAAAAAGGAACUGACUGUUCUUCUAAAAAUUUACUUACUUAUUGUUUGGCUGACACAGCUAACAUAUUUGGCUACUUGUAUCUUUGGACUUUUCCAUGUGCCUAGUGAAAGAGUACUAAAGGACAGCACAAUAAAUAUGAUAGUCUCGGUGGAAGCAAUCAUUUUGAUAAUUUAUCUAUCCAACCGUAAAAGUUUAUUACGCGCAUUAAUUGGGAAACUAAAUUAUGUUCUUCUCGUAGAAGAUGAAGUGCUUCAGAAGGCCGUAAUUAGUACAACAAGACCGUUAGAAAAACCACUGAGAAUAUAUACGAUUGCUAGUAUCAGUUCUGUUGUUAUUUGGACAUCGUUGCCAUUUUUCGAAGUGUUUCGGAAAAGUGAAUUUUAUUAUACCGACUAUCGAGUGCCAGCUGGUUUAUUUGAGGAACCUUUCACAGUUGGCAUUUUUAUUAGCGGAGUUUUCCUUCAGAUUUUCGGCAGUGGAUAUACGAUAACCAGAAAAGUUAGCUUGGAUCUCUACACAAUGCAUUUAAUACUUUUAGUAACCGCCCAAUACAAGUAUCUCCGGAUCAAAUUUGCAGCGAUAUUUCAACAGCAAUCUAGCAAGCAGCAGAAUUCAAAUGAUAUGAUUAAACGGAAAUUGAGAUUGUUAACUUAUCAUUAUGGAACCAUAAUUCA
This is a messenger RNA of Ceratina calcarata, 1811 nucleotides long. RefSeq lists its product as uncharacterized. The annotation marks the transcript as partial. The record is from RefSeq and is a predicted model, not a curated record. NCBI's taxonomy places the organism in Eukaryota, Metazoa, Arthropoda, Insecta, Hymenoptera, Apidae. The transcript has 3 exons.